This is a messenger RNA of Ipomoea triloba (trilobed morning glory), 1543 nucleotides long. Its product is annotated as protein-tyrosine sulfotransferase-like. Lineage: Eukaryota; Viridiplantae; Streptophyta; Magnoliopsida; Solanales; Convolvulaceae. Gene Ontology annotation, cellular component: membrane. The transcript is spliced from 12 exons. The coding region runs from base 1 to 1506 and encodes 501 amino acids. The record is from RefSeq and is a predicted model, not a curated record. Gene Ontology annotation, molecular function: heparan sulfate 6-sulfotransferase activity.
AUGGAAACGAGGAAGAUGAUUCAUUGUCGGAAUUUGGUGGUCGUUAUCCUGGUGCUUUUGUUGUCUGUUACUGCAACAUCAAAUGCAUCUGAUGCCCAAGAUGAUUUCGAGCAGUGCGAAAACACAGUCAAGAACUGGGCAUCUUCUUCCCAGGAAUCAGAAAACUUUGAGGAUCAACAAGUACUAAAGGACUUCUUGUUUUUCCUUCAUGUCCCCAGGACAGGAGGAAAGAAUUAUUUUCACUGUUUCUUGGAACAACUUUACACUGAAUCCGCGAAGUGCCCUGCUUCCUAUGAUAGAAUAAGGUUCAAUACAAGAAACCCUCACUGCAAUUUGUCUGUUACUCACAACGACUAUAGCUUGAUGUCCAAGCUGCCUAAGGACCAAACUUCUGUGGUGACAAUUAUCAGGAAUCCAGUCGAUCGAGUUCUCAGUUCCUAUGAGUUUUCUGUGGAAGUAGCAGCCAGGUUUCUGUCCAAUAAUAACUUAACAUAUGCCACUAAAACUAUGCAGCAGAUUCCCAGUGUGGAAAAAUUUGGAGGAAGCACUCUAGACAUCUGGCCAUGGAAGUAUUUGGUUCCAUGGAUGACAGAAGAUCUGUUCUCUCGUAAGGAUGUUAGAAUGCUCAAGGGCGGAAGUGGAGCUGUUAUCGAAGCCAAUAAUCCAUACAAUGUCGAGGAAAUGGUGAUGCCUUUGCACGAGUUUAUCAACGACCCUAUUGUCUUAGACCUUGUUCACAAUGGAGCCACAUUUCAGGUUGCGGGACUCACAAACAACUCGUACACAGAUGAGUCACAUCCAGUGCGUCGCUGUGUUCUCAAGUAUCAGAUUCUUGGUGAAUACGUGCUUGAAGUCGCAAAGAGGAGGCUGGAUGGUAUGUUGUAUGUUGGGCUGACUGAUAAGCACCAAGAAUCAGCUUCUUUGUUUGCCAAUGUGGUUGUUGAUCAAGUGCUUUCCAAGUUGGCUAUAAGCAAUGCAACUGUCAAUAUUUCUGAACAGAACUAUUCAUCCAGACAAUCUGUUUCUUUGAGAGAGAGAGACAGAAGAAUCAGAAAUUCAUGGGAAACUACAUGGGCAGAAAGUAUUGAAGCAGGGAAUGGAAAUAGUACGACUGCAAAACUCGUUGAAUCAUACGAAAUGUGCAUCAAAAGGUUACUGACAGCUCAAGAACAGAAGCGCGAGGGCUCUAUGAAAUUCGUUCGUCCAGUAAAUUUCACACAGGAGGCUCGUCGUGAGAUUCCCAAGAGAAUCGUCGAAGUGAUCAGCUCACUAAACAGCCUAGAUAUGCAGCUGUAUGAAUAUGCACAGCAAAUGUUUGAGCAGCAAAAGCAGCCAUGGCCACAGAAAGUGAUGGUUAGAGAGAGGGUGGAUGGAGUGCUCAAAAAUGCAUUAUAUGGUGCCUCUUGGAAACCCCUUCCAUUUGCAUUGCCCUUUCUCAUUCUGCUUCUCUUCAUUUUCAUGUUUGUGAAUGGUAGAAUGAUGAGAAGAUCAAAGUCUAAGAUAUGAAUGCAUGCAUGCAUGGCAGCUCUCUAGUAGCAUUUGG